Prosopis cineraria is the source of this 1128-nucleotide messenger RNA. Its product is annotated as protein LNK4-like. The record is from RefSeq and is a predicted model, not a curated record. The transcript is spliced from 5 exons. Bases 211 to 960 code for a protein of 249 amino acids. Lineage: Eukaryota; Viridiplantae; Streptophyta; Magnoliopsida; Fabales; Fabaceae. Gene Ontology annotation, biological process: circadian rhythm; regulation of DNA-templated transcription.
UAUAGAUUUCCGAGUUGGAUUUAAAAUAUUUGCAAAUUGCAAGCCAAAACCAGCGCCGCCUCUGUUUCUUCUGGCUGCUGCAACACCGAAAAGUACUUCGUAAACGUCGUCUUUGUCUAUUUUCUAUUUCUGGGUUGAUUUGCUUUUGUCAAUUACAAUCUGGGGUUUCCCUGUUUCUGCCGAUAAAGUUUGAUUAAGGUUAUUUGUACCAUGGCUUGGUACAGUGGGAGUGGAAUUAAUGACCUUGUUCCCAAAGGUGAAGACAUAUGGGAUAGACUCCCUUCACCAGACACUUGGCAAAAUUGGGGGAUAAGUGCACCUGAAGGUUUCAAUUCACCCAAAAAGUUUUCAACCAUGGACUCAAGUUCAAGAGAGGUGGAGCUCGAUUUCAAUGAUGAAAGUUUCAAUAAUGAAAUUGAGCUUGAAUCUUCUCUUCUUGAAAAAGAUCAGUCUAGCAGUUCAAGUGUAUGUGGAGGAUUGCCCGAGCAAUCAUUUCAACGGACAGCUCUUUCAUGUGAUCAGCUUCAGGACGUUUCAAGAUUCGAACACAUGGAUGACAAUUUCUUGGAUUCCAUGCUUGAAGCUCUGCCUAAUGUUGAAAAUCUAAAAUCCUCCUGCCUCUCUUCAAAUCUCCAAUUCAGUAAUGCAUCAGGUGGAUUGCAGGAGCACUUAGAAGUUUCAGAGUUUGUUCCAUGCAACUCAACACAUGAAGAUUGUCAAGAUUUAAAGGUGCCAUCGGUCAAAUUCUUGGGCCCUUUUGAGCAGUGCAGUACAGAUGAGGGCACGAACCAGCAGUCAUCUCUUGAGGAAUCUAUAUUACAGGAUCUUGAGAUGGCAAUUGCACAGUUCUCUGAUAAGACCCGGAUCUGCUUCCGUGAUGCCCUAUAUCGACUUGCUGGAGACACAAAACAUCAGCAAGGUUUCUUUGAUGCCUAUUGCAUGUUAUUGAUGAAGCUGUAACAGGAAUCAAUCGAUGUUAGGAGUGGAUUAAGAGAGUUAGGCAGAAGGCUGUAACUACUAUAAGUAGGAACAUACGGUUAUUUAUUAGUGCUGUUGUUAGCCUUACAAUAUUUAUGUUAUCUGAUGCUUGUUACAUUAAUAUGAAUGGAAAAAAGAAAAUUUUUUUCA